Messenger RNA from Schistocerca americana (American grasshopper), 691 nucleotides. RefSeq names its product cysteine-rich protein 1-like. Lineage: Eukaryota; Metazoa; Arthropoda; Insecta; Orthoptera; Acrididae. The record is from RefSeq and is a predicted model, not a curated record. The coding region runs from base 101 to 337 and encodes 78 amino acids. The transcript is spliced from 3 exons.
UCUACCAUAACUGGAUAAAUACUUGGCCGACUGAGCGCAGAGCUCGAGUAGCGACCGGUGAGCGAAGUUCUUCACUUGUGUACGCAACGGACCAGCAACAAUGCCCAACUGUCCCAAGUGCGACAAGCCCGUCUAUUUCGCGGAGCGGAAGACGUCGCUGGGCAAGGACUGGCACUCGGCGUGCCUGCGCUGCGAGAAGUGCAACAAGACGCUGACCCCGGGCAGCCACUCCGAGCACGAGGGAAAGCCCUACUGCACCCACCCGUGCUACAACGCGCUCUUCGGGCCCACAGGCUUCGGCCGUGGUGGUGCUGAGAGCUACGUCUACAAGAAGUAGGUGCUGGGACCCUGGUCUGACGGCUACACCACCACAGCAAGGCUACCAGUGUGCACCUCUUCACACUCUAGAUUCUAGAACAAACCACAUCUUGUGCACAGCCUUGGCCGCCAGCUCCACGACUCACAUAAAAAACACAUUCAUCAUGUUAAUUGGGUACUAAUUAAGUGAUUCAUAUUUUUGCCUGAAAUUUAAAGGAGGAAUGUAUUUUUAUAGUAAGAUUUUGAAGAAUAUGUGACUGAUUACACAGAAUGUAAUUAAGUUGCAUUUUUAACAUAAUUACUGUAGGGGAAGCUUUUCAGAUGUAAUUUCCAUCAUUAACUUAUUUUUAAUAAAUGCUAUGAUAAUACAGUA